Psammomys obesus (fat sand rat) is the source of this 4634-nucleotide messenger RNA. It is a transcript of the gene Acot6, whose product is annotated as acyl-CoA thioesterase 6. Gene Ontology annotation, biological process: fatty acid metabolic process; acyl-CoA metabolic process. The transcript is spliced from 3 exons. Gene Ontology annotation, molecular function: fatty acyl-CoA hydrolase activity. NCBI's taxonomy places the organism in Eukaryota, Metazoa, Chordata, Mammalia, Rodentia, Muridae. The record is from RefSeq and is a predicted model, not a curated record. The coding region runs from base 148 to 1416 and encodes 422 amino acids.
CUACCCUGACCUCCCCCGCCCGCCCUGCAGACAGCAGCCUGGUUCCUGCCCCUGUCUUAUCCGAGGUACGUGACCCACGAGUGAGGAACCACAGAGACCCACCAGGUCCACAGCAGGCCAGGCUGCGCUCCGGACUCGCGGCAGGGCAUGGAGGCGACGCUGGUGCUGGAGCCCGCGGGCCGCAGCUGCUGGGACGAGCCGCUGGGCAUCUUCGUGCGCGGCCUGGCCCCCGGGCAGCCCGUCACGCUGCGCGCGGCCCUGCGCGACGAGAAGGGCGCGCUCUUCCGCGCCCACGCGCGCUACCGCGCCGAUGCCCACGGCCAGCUGGACCUGGCGCGCGCGCCCGCGCUGGGCGGCAGCUUCGCGGGGCUCGAGCCCAUGGGGCUGCUCUGGGCCAUGCAGCCCGAGCGGCCUUUCUGGCGCCUGGUCAAGCGCGACGUGCAGACGCCCUUCGUGCUGGAGCUGGACGUGCUGGACGGACACGAGCCCGACGGCGGGCGGCUGCUGGCCAAGGCGGGGCACGAGCGCCACUUCCUGGCUCCCGGGGUGCGGCGCGUGCCCGUGCGCGAGGGCCGGGUGCGCGCCACGCUCUUCCUGCCCCCAGGCGAGGACCAGUUCCCUGGGGUCAUCGAUUUGUUUGGAAGCGGCGGUGGCCUGUGUGAGUACAGAGCCAGCCUUCUGGCUGGGCACGGUUUUGCUGUGCUCGCCCUGGCUUAUUUCAGGUUUGAAGACCUCCCUGAGUACUUGAGCGAUGUGCGCCUGGAGUACUUUGCAGAAGCCUUGGCCUUUAUGCUGCGGCAUCCACAGGUGGAAGGCCCAAAUAUUGGGCUCCUUGGUUUCUCCAAAGGUGGUGACCUGUGUCUCUCAAUGGCCGCUUUCCUGAAGGACAACAUCACAGCCACUGUCCUGAUCAACACCUGUGUGGCCAACACCAUAGUUCCUCUGCAUUACAAAGGUCUGUUUCUUCCUGACCUUGGCUGUGACCCAACAAAACAGAAGACCAUGGAGUCGGGCCUUUGGGAUUUGGUGGAUAUUUGGAACAAUCCUCUGGAGGAACCAAACCACCGGAGUCUGAUUCCCCUGGAAGAGGCCCAGGGACCCUUCCUGUUUAUUGUGGGCAUGGAUGACCAUAACUGGAAGAGCGAGUUCUAUGCUCACAUAGCCUGCGGACGCCUACAAGCCCACGGAAAGGACAGACCCCAGGUAAUCUACUAUGCAGACACUGGUCACUGCAUUGACCCCCCAUACUUCCCUCCUUCCAUAGUUUCUGUGCAUGCGGUGUUGGGCGAAGCAGUAUUCUAUGGAGGUGAGCCGAGCGCUCACUCAAGGGCACAGGUGGAUGCCUGGCAACAGAUUCAAGCUUUCUUCCGAAAAUACCUCAGUGGUGAAAACCCUGUCAAGCGCAGCAAAAUAUAACGUUGCGGUUAUACUGAGAGCUCUGAUCAUGCCAAGCAGAUUCUUCUGGACUUCCAGAACACGGAGGAGGUUUGGGGUUUGGUUUUGGUUUGGUUUGUCCCAUAUAUCCCAGACUGGGUCUCACAUUCACUGUGUAGACAAGGAUGAACUUCUGGUCCUCCUCUUUGGUCAUACACUAUCAUGCCUAGUGUUAUGUGUUGCCAGGGACAAAACCCAGGGCCUCGUGUCUCCUAGGCAAACAUUCGGCCAACAGAACUGCAUCCCUAGAUCCCUAGGAAGCUUUCCAGCCUCUUUGUAUGGAUCCCACUGAGCCUUUGGAACAAUUCUCCCUCUCGUGGUGCUGGGUUGACUCUCUCCUCUGAACUUGAACUAAUGGAUCUGUUUGACUCUGUGUCUGUAAGACCAACCUUAAUCUUAGGUAAAAGGAUGUAAGAGGGACCUGUCCCACUCCCGCCCCUGGGCUGUCUUUCCUUCCUCUGCUGGGGACUGAUGUGCAUUGCUCUGAAGUCUCAUAUCCCCUCUGAGCCCUAACUGAUGUUAUCUGAGUCUUCAGAACCUACCUGCCAAUGUCACACAACAAGUGGAUUGAUCAGUUUUUAACAUGCCUGAAAUUUACUCAAGACGUCACCCUGAACCCUAGGUACCUCUCAAUGUACUUCUUUUACAUCCACCAUCUUGUCUGGAUUACCAGUCACCGCAUGGUAUUUUCCUGGCUGGGAAAACUGUCUUGAUGUCAAGAUUUUCAUGACUCUGAAAUGUGAGCCCGAGCCUAUGACUUUGGGCACAAAGUUAUGGCCAGGCUGGUCACACCGUCUCUCAUUGUCAUCUGCUCUUACGACAGAUGAGGAGACUAGUUGCUUCACCCUACAGUAGCUGAAGCAUUCUCUAGAGUCCUGCGGUUCCAGAGUAGAGGGUCUUCCCUGAGCACAGGAAAUUCUUCCAAGACUUUAGGACAAACCCCAUGGUUUUCUGGGUGUGCACAAAACCUCUCACCAAACCAAUAGCCAUUCCUAUUCCAACUGAUAAAAAGAAAGGCUCCUCGGCGGUAACGGUGGUCAACCGUGAAACUUUACUUUUGUGUAAUCAUUCACCUUUAUUAUAAUUUUCUCUGAUUGGAAUCCUGGGAUCGCCUGCUUCGACUCAUUCCUGGGCAGACCUGCUGCUGUGGGGGUGCUUGGGAAAAACAGCUACACAAACUUUACAACAUUAGUAAAAUAAGCGCAAAGCAUGGAAGUCGAUUCUCCCAAAUUCUUAGUCAUAUUAAAAGCAUCGAGCGACAGAAAAGUAGCAUCUUCAAGCCGGUUGGUGGCAGUGUACGAGGGAGGCAGAGGAAGGGGGAUCUCUGUGAGUUCGAGGCCAGCCUGGUCUACAAGGCAAGCUGCAGGACAGACAGGGCUACACAGAGAAACCCUGUCUCAAAACCACCCCACAAAAGUAGUGUCUUCAAAGAUGUCUCCGUAGUAGGAAGCUGAUCUGCAUGGCAGGCUCUGCCAGUUACUACAUGAUUGAUCUUGAGCUUGUUGUUAGCCUCUCUAAACCUCAUUUCUUUAUCUAUAAAGUGGGGGGAAAACAAAUACUUCAUUCAGAUAUUAUGAUUAAAUCAGACAAUCCCCAUGAAGCACUUUCAUGUUUUAAUUCAAAAGUAUUAUCUGCUUUUUUUUUUUUUUUUUUUUUUUUUAAUCCUGAUGAGAGACAUUGAAAGCAAGGAGAGUUAAGAAUUACAUCUGGGGCCAGUGAGAUGGCUCAGCAGACAAUGCAAGCCUGAGUUCAAUAACCAGAGUCCAUGAAAAGGCGAAAGGAGAGAAAUGAUUUUAUAAAAUUGUCCUUUGACCGACCGCCAUACCUGCCAUGACAGUGCCCAACAGGUAAACCCCACUCCCUCCCCCCUCUCUCUCUCUGUCUCACACACACAUACACACAUACACGCUUUUUACAAAACCUGGUUGGUGAGAGAACUAAAUCGGUACCCCCCACACCCCGUUAACGUCAUUGAUUAUAUGACACUAUCUAUCCUGAGAUAUUUGUUUUGUUUUAUGUAUAUGAGUAUGCUGUCUUCAUGCACACCAGAAGAAGGCAUCAGAUCCCAUCAUAGAUGGUUGGGAGCCACCAUGUGGUUGCUAGGAAUUGAACUCAGGACCUCUGGAAAGGCAGCCAAUGCUCUUAAUCUCUGAGCCAUCUCUCCAGCCCCCAUCCUGAGAUAUAAUGCUAAGCUGCAUGACGGGAACCACUGGCAAGUUUAAGUCAAGUCACAUCCACAGAAUGAAGGCUCCAAAAGCUGCACCAGAGAGUUUAGAUUCAAACGCUUUGAAAAGUAGUCACUGUUUAACAAUGAUUUAAAAAAAAAAAAAAAAAAAAGACCUGCUAAUAAUUUUCCUUGAAACUCAGCAGCACAAAGCAGACGUGAUCAGCCUAAAAUGAGUUCCCUUUAAAAAAGGGAAACAGCAAGAAGCAAGUCAGAGGUGGCAAUAAGCUAAGAAUAUGGUUCACGGAGGCUGGGAUGUUUCACACUCCCACCGUCACGACAUGGUACCCCCCAAAUAUGUACAAAGUUUCAUUUUUAGGCAUAUUAACAUUUUAAAGAAGAAAAUAUAACCAACUCCAACCUAGUCUUUUCCUUGGUAAACCCAACAUCCUUGAACUCAAGUCUGUCAGGUGACCAAGGGUAAUGGACAAUUCUAAAAGUAAAUACAUGUUUGGGUCAGCUGCUGGCUCUUUGAAAAUACCUGUGCAGCUAGACUUGAUGGUCUACUAAUCCUAACCACUUGGAAGGCUGAGGCAGGAAAAUUACAAGGUCUUCCUGGGCACCAGCACUAGCUCCAGGCUGCCCCCAAUCUACUGGAAGCCCCCUACCCUAAAUUCUCCCUAGUUACAGGAAAAGCCUCUGCUGUCGCAAGGCAGUCUUGAGCUGGCGCGUUCCUGCCUCAUGCAACUCUGCGCUCUACCAUGGCAAAAGCGAAGUCUUGAGCCGACCCAUUUCCCUGCCCAAUUCGCUCCCUCCGUGCUGUUGCUGAGUGCACAUCCUGAACAGGCCCAAAACUCAAGGACAGGUCCAUACAUUCAAGGAACAACUGAAUUGUUCCCUAACCGUAUCCUAACAUCUGUUCGUGGUUUUUCGCUGUAAAAGGAGCCUGCCCCUUCCCGCUGAAGACGCAGAUUCAGCACCCCUCGCCGGCUAGAAGCACACCCCCCAUGGUGAAUAAAGUUGCUACCUGGUUUAA